This is a messenger RNA of Thamnophis elegans (Western terrestrial garter snake), 1348 nucleotides long. Its product is annotated as CMRF35-like molecule 5. Bases 61 to 777 code for a protein of 238 amino acids. NCBI's taxonomy places the organism in Eukaryota, Metazoa, Chordata, Lepidosauria, Squamata, Natricidae. The transcript is spliced from 6 exons. Gene Ontology annotation, cellular component: plasma membrane. The record is from RefSeq and is a predicted model, not a curated record. Gene Ontology annotation, molecular function: transmembrane signaling receptor activity.
ACAACUUAGAAAGAAAAGCUACAUAUUUGUAAAACAAAGCAUCUUACUUAAACAAGAACAAUGAAUCUUUUCUAUGGCUUGAUUUGGACUUUAUUCCAUGUUUGCUGGAUGCUGGAGCCUCCUGAAUUAGUGAUUUCAUUUUCACCCCAUGGGGGCUCAGCGACUAUCCGCUGCAAAUAUAGAGGAGGGGAUGAAGAAGCUGUCAAAUAUUGGUGCAAAGAAGAAAAAUUUAGAUUCUGUUCUCGUAACCGCACCAUCCGAACAACAGGAUCAGAGAAAGAGGUGAAGCAGAAUGGAAUGUUCAUCAAAGACCACCAUGCCCUUCGUGAAUUCAGCGUGGUCAUGGAGAACCUCACUCACAAUGAUGCUGGGACUUACCUAUGUGGGGUGGAGAGAAGAUAUGACAUCUGGCAACCAGUGGAACUAAUCGUUAUUGCAGGUGCAGCCAAGAUGCACAACACAAUACGUGGGAUUUUCAUCAAUUUGGCCACAGAUAGAAAGUACAUCAUGCUUGAACUCAUGGAUCACUGUAUGUUAUUGUCUAUAGAUGAUGUUUCCACAACUACAUCUAGAAUCGAAGCAUAUAAAACAGUAGAACCAAGUGAACCUCCGUUAUCUCCUGAAAGAAAACUCAGAAACCUUGAUUUUAUCCUGCUCAUCUUCAAAAUACCAAUCUUUUUAAUUAUGCUGGCUGCUAUACUUUGGGUGCAUAUAUGGUACAGGAGAGGAAAACACCCCAGUGUCCCGAUUCCAGAAACAGAAGGAGCCAAAGGAUAACUAAUCAUUUCAUUCAAUUGCAUCAUUAACUUCCAGAUUUUCCAGUAGCUGUCACUUUCUCACCUUGGAGAGAUCCAAGAACUUGACCUGCUGAUUUUACACCAAGAAGUUUUAUGAGUGCUCAAAUAAUGAUGGCUGGGGCCAGGAUCUUCCCAACGACUUUACGAAAGACUCGGAGAGAAGAAAAAAAGCUUUGGUUAAUCUACAUCAUUCAAUGGUAAAUCAGCAACAUAACCAGAGAAAAUGCAUAGCUGAAGUUGAAGCUUUCAUUCUUCUUUGCUUAUGGACUCUUUUACUACCAAUUUGGGCACGCUCCCGUGUGUGCUUGCGCGCGUGUGCGACAAUUCUGCUCAUGCACAAAAGUGUCCAGGCGGGUGGGCAGAGCCUCCCACUAUCACUACUACCGGUUCGGCCGAUCCGGACUGAACUGGCAGGAACCCACCUCUGUAUUUUACCCUUCUUAUCGCCCUCUUUCAUCUCCUGAACAUACUUUACAUGGUCUGUAGCUCAACUGUGCUUUUUCGAAAGGCAUCUGGGCUAUGCUUUUUCCCUUGAGGAAGAAGAUGUUUCA